GACUCCCGGAGAAUGCAAAACAGUCGAGAAAUUGAAACGCGGCUAUCUGUGCGAUACGUCCAAUCAACAAAUUCCCAACACAAACACACACCGAAACCCAAAACGUCUCGAGGUCUAAAUACAUAUAGAAAACACAUCGUAUUCCCCCCUUUUUUUUUGGUUGCUCCGUCGUCGAUUAGCAAGUGAACAAGCUCUAAAGCGCGUUGAGCAGAACAGAAAAAAGAACAGAACGGUAUACGUCAACGGCUGUAUUUAAGACAGCUAAAAGAUUCAAGACUCCAUCUAGCGAAGCAACCACCAAAUAACCACCAACCAACCGCACAAAAAUGGCCGAGGCUAACAAGAGGAAUAUCCCCAUCAAACUGGGCGACUUCAGCGUCAUCGACACGGAGUUCAGCAACAUUCGCGAGCGUUUCGAUUCCGAGAUGCGUAAAAUGGAGGAGGAGAUGGCCAAGUUCCGACACGAGCUGAUGAACCGUGAGGCCAACUUCUUCGAGUCCACCAGCUCUACUAAAAAAACAACAACUACCAGCUCAACGACAAACUCGGCUCUGCCAUCCCGAAUCCCAAAGCAACAGAACUACGUUUCCGAUAUCAGCUCACCUCUGAUUCAGGAUGAGGGCGACAACAAAGUGCUGAAGCUGCGUUUCGAUGUCAGCCAGUAUGCUCCCGAGGAAAUUGUGGUGAAAACUGUGGACCAGAAGCUUUUGGUGCACGCCAAGCACGAGGAGAAAUCGGACACAAAGAGCGUCUACAGGGAGUACAACCGGGAGUUCCUGCUGCCCAAGGGCGUCAACCCUGAGUCGAUCCGCUCGUCCCUCAGCAAGGAUGGAGUCCUGACCGUGGACGCCCCCCUGCCAGCACUCACCGCCGGCGAAACACUGAUUCCCAUUGCGCAUAAGUGAAGUCCUCCGUCAUCAUCCAUCAACCGAUCACCAUUGAAGAGGAAGGAAGGAGGAGGCUACCGCAAAUCAGAUUAAAUCAUACCACACAUUGACUUUAAUCCAAUCCUAUCUAAAUGAUUAAUUUUUUUUGGUUCUGACUUAAAGCUAAACUAUGUUACUGACUUACUACUCAUUAACUUAAAUAUAAUUCAAAUUAUUAUUAAAUUUGAUUAAUUUAAUUCAUAUUUAUAAUUUUUGCAUUAAACGUAAUCAAUUUUGUCGUAGUUGCCCCCGCAUUAGUUUUCCUCUCCUCCCGUCAUCAAAAAAUAAAUCAAGAUUUAUCCAACUGA
Molecule: messenger RNA, 1234 nt
Organism: Drosophila ficusphila
Lineage: Eukaryota; Metazoa; Arthropoda; Insecta; Diptera; Drosophilidae
Product: heat shock protein beta-1
Exons: 5
Coding region: 327-905 (192 amino acids)
Biological process (GO): response to heat; protein refolding
Molecular function (GO): protein folding chaperone
Source: RefSeq, a predicted model, not a curated record